Messenger RNA from Vicia villosa (hairy vetch), 1116 nucleotides. RefSeq lists its product as uncharacterized. The record is from RefSeq and is a predicted model, not a curated record. Bases 1 to 1116 code for a protein of 371 amino acids. The transcript has 3 exons. Lineage: Eukaryota; Viridiplantae; Streptophyta; Magnoliopsida; Fabales; Fabaceae.
AUGGUUGAAAGACUGGAAACUGCUGGAGUUGUCAAGGACCUUGUUACUCUCACUGGAAAUAUCUUGAAUGCCAAUACCUUGAGAAAGAUGAAUCUUAUUAAGGUUAUUGGACAUGUUCCCCAACCUAUUCUAGGUGUCAGAAACAGAAGAGGACCUGUGCUAGCUGAGUUUGAAACGUUAUUUUUAAAUGAACAACCUGACAUUAAAGUUCAUUAUCUGAAUGUUGUCAAGAAAGGUAGUGUUAGAGAUGCUCCUGCUGGGAUCAGUCGUCAGAAAGCCUCAACUUCAAAGUCUGAAGCUUCAGAAGAUGUUUCAGAAGCUGCUCCAAAAGUUGCUGCCAACAAAGAAAGAAGAACAAAGCGAAAGGUUGAUCUUCCUUCUGUAAAUGAGGAGAACAAUAAUCAAGAAGAAGUUGCUGCAGAAGUUGAUGAGAAUGUUGUGGUAGAAGAAGUUGUUGCUAAAGAAAAUCUAGACGUUUUAGUUGAAAAUGAGAAUAUUCAACAAGAAGACGCUGAGAAAAAGAAGAAAAAUAAGAAGUCAAAGAAAGAAGAUGUUGAGAAGGAAGUAGAGAUGAAAAAGAAAAAUAAGAAGAAGAAAAAGAAACUUGUUGUAGUUGAAAAGAGGUCAGAAGAAGACGUGAAUAAGGAAGAAGAAGAAAAGGAAGCUUCCAGAAAGAGAGAACUUGCUCUAGAAAAGAUAAAGGUUGUUUAUGAGAAGAAGAAGCGAAAAGGACUUGAAGCUGAUUCUGAAGGGUCUCGGAAGAAAUCCAAAGAAUCUGUACCAACAGAAGUUCCUCAACCUUCUCAGCCAGAAAACCAACCACAAACAGCCCCUGUUGAACCUCCUCAAAUUACCAAAGUUCUCACCCCUCCUUCUUCACCUAUAACCAAUACUGCUUCUGACCAUCCCAUUGAUACACUCAAACCUAGAAAUCUCAGAAAGGUGCAAAUGGCUGCUUCUUCAUCCCAUAAAGCUGAUUCUUCAUCUCCUUCUCAACAACAUCAACAAGAAGAAGAAGAACUGUUCUAUACUCCACUCACUUGCACAAUUCCUUGGGAAGAUUUAGAGGUUAUCUGUAAGUUGAUAGUUGAUUUUGAUAAUCUAGAAGAACAUUAG